This is a messenger RNA of Rhinopithecus roxellana (golden snub-nosed monkey), 409 nucleotides long. Its product is annotated as NADH dehydrogenase [ubiquinone] 1 alpha subcomplex assembly factor 2. The transcript has 3 exons. Lineage: Eukaryota; Metazoa; Chordata; Mammalia; Primates; Cercopithecidae. Gene Ontology annotation, biological process: mitochondrial respiratory chain complex I assembly. Gene Ontology annotation, cellular component: membrane. The record is from RefSeq and is a predicted model, not a curated record. Bases 122 to 409 code for a protein of 95 amino acids.
AGAAGGGCUCGGGGAUGGAGGCCGGCCUGACCUCUCCGCCUCAGUGGGCUGGGUUGGGUGCUGGAGCAUUGCUCCUACUGCCGAUCCUGCUGCUGGCAGCGCUGGAAACUGGGUGGACGGCAUGGGUUGGUCUCAGGAUUUGUUCCGCGCCUUGUCGAGAUCACUGUCAAGGGAAGUGAAGGAGCACGUGGGCACGGACCAGUUCGGGAACAAAUACUACUACAUCCCGCAGUACAAGAACUGGAGAGGACAAACUAUUCGAGAGAAGAGAAUUGUAGAAGCAGCAAAUAAAAAAGAAGUAGACUAUGAAAUAGGGGAUAUUCCAACAGAAUGGGAAGCUUGGAUUAGAAGAACAAGAAAGACUCCACCUACUAUGGAGGUAAGACUACACAAGGAAGAUAUCAUUUAA